Molecule: messenger RNA, 2127 nt
Organism: Rhagoletis zephyria (snowberry fruit fly)
Lineage: Eukaryota; Metazoa; Arthropoda; Insecta; Diptera; Tephritidae
Product: putative fatty acyl-CoA reductase CG5065
Biological process (GO): long-chain fatty-acyl-CoA metabolic process
Cellular component (GO): peroxisome
Molecular function (GO): alcohol-forming very long-chain fatty acyl-CoA reductase (NADP+) activity
Source: RefSeq, a predicted model, not a curated record
UGCUCGGUGCACAGCUUUUGCCUGCAAAAAAGCCAAGUAAUAGUGGAAGUUGGCAAAAAAUUUGUCAAAAAAAAAAAAGAGUUAUCGCAAAAAAAAAAAUUUGUGGAUUUCCAAGCACUUAGCGUGCGCAAAAAAAAAAACAAAAGUUAAACAAAUUUGCGGCUCGGCAAAUUUUUUCGCACUCUAAGAACGAUUUUGUGGAGCUCAUCACAGCGCCUAUAGCAGCAGCCAUCUGUCAAGCAAACGCAGUGUUUAGCAAACGUAAUACAAAAUGCCGGAAUUAACGCCAGUUCAGGAGUUCUACAAGGACAAAACCAUAUUCAUUACGGGUGCCUCGGGGUUUAUGGGCAAAGUUUUGGUCGAAAAGCUGUUGUAUUCUUGCUCCGCUUUGAAGGAGGUCAUUAUUAUUGUACGUCCAAAACGCGGAAAGAGCCCCGAAGUUCGUUUGGAGGAAAUGUUUAAAUUGCCCAUUUUCCAACGUAUACGUGAAGAGAAACCCGAGGUGCUGAAGAAAGUUACCAGUUUCAAUGGUGAUGUGACUUAUGAAAAUCUCGGGCUUAGUGGCGAAAAUUUGAAGUAUGUCAUCGACAAUACAAACAUCGUCUUCCAUAUGGCGGCAACACUCAAAUUGGAGGGCAAUCUCAAGGAUGCCAUUGACAUGAACACCACAGGAACUCGUCGUGCACUCGACAUUGCCAAGCAAAUGAAGGGACUUGCGGCAUUCGUACAUGUUUCCACCGCCUUCUGCAAUUGCGAUCAGGAAGUUAUGUACGAAAAGGUUUAUGAAUAUCCACACAAGCCAGAAGAUCUCAUGCGUCUGGUCGAGUGGAUGGAUGUUAAGACACUCGAUUCCAUCACACCCGAAUUGCUUAAGCCACACCCAAACACAUACACCUACUCGAAACGUUUAGCUGAGAUCUUGGUGCGCGAUCAUUAUGAAACGAUGCCGGUGAUUAUAGCCCGUCCCAGUAUUGUAUCGCCAUCGGCGUAUGAACCUGUUCCCGGUUGGGUUGAUAAUUUGAAUGGACCCACUGGUCUUUUGGUGGGCGCCGGUAAAGGUGUUAUACGUUCUAUGCUCAUCGAUACGCGUUUCAAAUCUGAAGUUAUACCAGUUGAUUAUGCCAUCAAUGGACUUAUCGUUAUGCCCUACGAGUUCAAUAAGCAGGCAACUCGCCCCGCCUCCGUACCCAUUUACAAUAUCACCGCAGCCGAGCAUCGCAAAAUGCAAUGGGGCGAGGCUAUCGAGAUGGGCAAGAAAAUUGGUUAUGAUUACCCGAUGGAGUUGUGUUUGUGGUAUCCGGAUGGUUGUAUAACAACAAAUCGAUUGCAUCAUCAAAUCAAUGUUAUACUUUUCCAUUGGUUGCCGGCAUAUUUCAUAGAUGCCAUACUCUUCCUGUUGGGUCAGAAGCGUUUUAUGUUACGCGUGCAACGUCGCAUUCAAAUAGGACUGAGUGUGCUGCAAUUCUUUUCGAUGCGUUCAUGGGUAUUCAAAUCUCCAGCAUUUGAUGGACUCUGGAAAUCGCUGACACCGGAAGAUAAGAAAAUCUUUAACAUGGAUAUGGAUCCGAAAGAGUCCAUUGAAGAAUAUAUGCUCUCCUGUCUGCAUGGUGGCCGCCUAUAUCUGAUGAAAGAAACGCCGGAAUCAUUGCCGCGUGCACGUCGCAAUCUCAAAAUCCUAUACGUAUUGGAUCGUUUCUGUAAGGCUGUGAUAGUAGGCCUACUAGUAUAUUGGCUUUAUAAUCGCAUAGCGUCCUUUAUCAGCGCCUAAAAGCGUCUAUGCAAUAAGCAGCUGAAGUGAGCCGAUGAGUACAUAAAGACAUAAGGAAUGCUGUAAUGCCGCAAGGAUAAAGGAUGUUAUAAAAAAAAAAAAUAGCUGCGCUGAAAUUUUUGCUUCGAUUUGCUUUAUUUGCACAAAGUGCACCUAGCGGUUAUGAAUUUUAUAUUUGUUUAUUUGUAGGUUGCCCUAUUUAGAUUUAAGUGAUACAAUCGCAUGAUUUGCAUACAUACAUGAGUAUGCUGUAUAAGUGUGUGUUAGUUUUUGAUAUGAAUAAAAUAAAAAUGCAUAUUUUUUAUGCAAACACAAAUGUAUGUAACAGCAAAAUAAUUGAGUGUAAUGGAUAUCAGUAA